CGCCCGCGGGUGUGGAGCGCCGCGGGAUGCGGGGAGGUGUCGGGCGUUAGGUUCGUUUGGGACCCGCCGUACCAUGGCCUGGGCACCCCGAUCCGGUGGCCUUCUGCCUCCUCUCUCUAACGUACCCCCGUCGUGGGCGCAUCCCUUGGGCACUGGGAAUGAGCGGGGCGAAGGGAGUCGCGGAGGGCCUGGGCUGCUCGAUGCGGGGGGCGUCCCGCGCCGGGACCCCGACAGACAGCCGUGGGAGCCCGUAUCGGCCAGCGGCCCGAUGCCCUUCGCUCUGCAGCGGCUCCGGGCCACGUUGCUCCGUCUGCACCGCGAGCGGGAGCAGCUCCUGCGGGCCCGGGACUGCGCCCGCCACCUGCAGGCGGUCGUGCGGCUGCUCCGCUCCAGCCCGUCGGCUAGUGCCCUCUCCCUGCAGCAGCUGCACGGCGACCUGCAACUGUGUUCUUCGCGUGGGGCGGCUCUGCGCCUUGGCCUCCCGGGCUCCACCGAGACGCUUCUCCUGGCUCGCCCCGUCGGGCUAGCAGCCCAGCGCCUGGAUGCUGCCAUUGAGAUGCAGCUUCGCGCCCUAGGUCGGGCACCCGCCAGCCUGGGCCUGACGUCCCAGCUAGCCGAACUGUUGCUGGCCCUUCCCUUCUACCACACGCUACAGAGACAAGUCGUGAGCUGCGUUCCUGGGGCCGCGCGCCCAUUCCCCGCGACCCGUGUGCUCCACCUCCUAGCUGCUGAGCGGGGUUGUCAGGUGGCACACAGACUGGCUAAGGCCCUUGAUGGCUCGAGUUUACAAGACCAACUCCGUCGGCAGUGCGACGAGGAACGAGAGCUGCUGCCAGGGCUGCUCGGUCUAAUAGGGGGCGUGGCUAGCACCGACAGCAGUGGACUGAGGCUUGGAGGGCCCGGAGCCCUGUGGAGCCAGUAUUGGACCUUGCUGUGGACAGCCUGUGCUCAGAGUCUGGAACUAAGCGUGGGGCCCUGGGGGGACCCCAGAGCAGUGGCCCAACGGCUGAGUCAGGCACUGUGUCAAGCAUCCCUGCCUCAGGAGUGUGAGAAGGAGCUGUUGUCUCUGUGUCACAGCCUGCAUCAUCGGUCUCUUGUCUGGAGCUGGGACCAAGGGUUCUGCCAGGCCUUGGGCUCAUCCCUGGUGGGUCAAAGCAGCCCUGUUUCACCAUCUCAGACUGCUGAGCUGUUGCAGCGGCUUUUUCCUCCGCUCUUAGACACGCUUCGAGAGCCUAAGUCAGAACUUAGCCUGUGUCUGCCUCCAGGUCCUGCACCUGUCGCUUUGGGGCUCUGUACCCUGCAGACAACCUUGAUCUGGUUCUUGGGCAGAACUCAGCAUCACCUGGCAGCCUGGACUCCUGGCUCCUUCCUGCUCCUGAUCCAAAAGGACUUGCCUCCUCUACUGCGUGCAGUGGAAGAUCUGUCCAGCCUGACCUCAGAAGCAACCUUAACCCUGGAGGUGGAGCAGCAGCUGGGCCUGGAGAUCCAGAAGCUAACUGCAAAGAUGCAGCUCCUGCCCGAAGAGUCGCUGAGUCUCUUUUUCCAAGAAUGCCAUAAACAAGCCACACAGGGCUUCAAGAUCCACAUGCCAAGGGGUCGAUACUGGAGGCUUCGACUGUGCCCUGAACAUCCCAGUGCUCCUAGUGAGUAUGCAGGGAUGGUGGUCUGCACUGUGCUGGAGCCUGUGUUGCAAGGACUGCAGGGAUUGCCACCCGAAGCCCAAGUCCCCGCCCUCAGCCAGGCACUGACAGCCAUACUGGGUGCCUGGCUUGAUCACAUCCUCACCCAUGGGAUCCGGUUCAGUCUGCAGGGGGCGCUGCAGCUCAAACAAGACUUCGGAGUGGUCAGGGAGGUUCUGGAACAGGAGCAGUGGGGCCUGUCCCGGGAGCUUCGCCAGAUUCUGCUCUCACUCAGCAUCUUCCAGCGGCUAGAUGGGGCCCUGCUGUGUCUACUGCAGCAGCCCCUGCCCAAGAAUCCAGGCCACAGAAGACCUUCCUGUUGCUGUGAGUCAUUCAUUACCCCUCCCCAAUCCCAGGUUUUCCCAAGUCCUUCCAUCACUGCUUUAAGAGACCACACCCCCAUCUCAUCAUCGGCAUUAGCAUCACCCACCAACCUGCCUUCCAUGCCUGCCUUCCCAGGUUUUUGUAAUGAAGUCCAGACCACUGAACUGCCCACCAGCAACCUCAACAGCCUGGAGAACUUGGCACCACCUCUACGGCCUGGAGUCUCCCCAGCCCAGAACAUGCACCUGCGAAGCACCCUAGGAGGAGGAGGACCCAGUCCUGAGGCUUACCUGGCUGGAAACCAGCAGGCCUGGCUUGCCCUAAGGCUGCACCCGCACCCUCGGUGGCACCUAUCCUUUCUUUCCUGCCUAGGAACAAGCCCUGAGCCCUAGGUUGCCUAGGACCAGGAGUUCCAAAUCGUGGGCAGUUAAGCUCCAGUCGAGGAACUGUGUGUUAGGCUUAAAAUCGGGAUCUAGGGAGAACCACGUAUAUAAACUACACAGUCUGGAAUUGAAUCCAAGAUCAUCCUAGUACCUGGAAUCCAGAGUAAUGGGCAAACUACAGCCGGAAAUCUGAAAGUCCGUGACAAUGAAGACAAGAGCUAGAAAUAGCUAGAUUUACAGGGUUGGCUCGCAAGAGACAGAAGCAUGCUUUCUCUCGAAUCCCAGCAACAAGGCUAAAGUUAAUUAAUUCAUGGGGAAACACAGAUGGAGCAAGCAUUUCUACACGUGGGGAACUUGUCUUAAGCCUGUUUCUAUUUUUAGUCAUUAAGCUGUAGGACCUUGACAACAUUUAAACUGUUCAAUUACCAGAUGAGGCUUGCUUCCUGGUGGGGUGGA
Chionomys nivalis (European snow vole) is the source of this 2842-nucleotide messenger RNA. It is a transcript of the gene Ccdc142, whose product is annotated as coiled-coil domain containing 142. The coding region runs from base 74 to 2395 and encodes 773 amino acids. Lineage: Eukaryota; Metazoa; Chordata; Mammalia; Rodentia; Cricetidae. The transcript is spliced from 8 exons. The record is from RefSeq and is a predicted model, not a curated record.